This is a messenger RNA of Erigeron canadensis, 2546 nucleotides long. RefSeq names its product putative pentatricopeptide repeat-containing protein At5g52630. Gene Ontology annotation, molecular function: RNA binding; zinc ion binding; protein binding. Bases 121 to 2364 code for a protein of 747 amino acids. Gene Ontology annotation, biological process: RNA modification. The transcript has 2 exons. Lineage: Eukaryota; Viridiplantae; Streptophyta; Magnoliopsida; Asterales; Asteraceae. The record is from RefSeq and is a predicted model, not a curated record.
UAACAUGAAAUUCAAACAACAUUUCAAGCUUAAAAACAAGCACACCCCACACAAACCAUAAACCAUGUCCAAAAAAAUUACUUAAAACCAUUCAAUCAUCCAUAAAUAAUACUAACUUCCAUGGCAUCUUUACCUUCAGUAAUUACAACCACCAACACCAUCAAACUUGAAUCAGAUUUCAAGAAACGUUCCUCUUAUUUCCCUUCUUUUGAAAAGAAAAAUGUUAACUUGGAUAAGGGUUUUGAUGUAUUGACUUUGGACUAUGAUAAAGAGAUUGAAACAUCAGCUUAUGUUCCAUUAUUACAAAAAUGUAUCGAAAAGAAUUCGUUGCAAGAAGCACAUACGAUUCAUGGACAUAUCGUGAAAUCCGGGAGACAAGACGAUUUGUUUGUGAUGACUUCCUUAGUGAAUGUUUAUGGAAAAUGCGGUGCAAUGGAAGAUGCACGUAAAGUGUUUGAUACAUUGUCUAAAAGAAAUGUUGUGACUUGGACUUCUUUGAUGUCGGGUUAUGUUUAUAAUUUGCAGGCUGAAGAAGGGGUUAGGGUGUUUUUGGAAAUGUUGAGAAGUGGUUCGUAUCCCACGAAUUAUACGAUUGGUGUUGUUUUGAAUGCAUGUUGUGCUUUACUUGAUGCUAAGUUGGGGAAGGAGGUUCAUGGGUAUGUUGUGAAAUAUGGGCUUGAGGAUGAUACAAGUAUUGGAAAUUCGCUUUGUAAUUUGUACUCGAAAUGUCGUGGAAAUUUGGAUUCUGCGAUGAAAGCGUUUUGGAGGAUUGAGGAAAGGAAUGUGAUUUCAUGGACGACGGUUGUUUCUGCCUGUGGUGAAAAUGGGAAUGCUGCAGAUGGGUUGGGUUUGUUUUGUGCGAUGCUUGAGGAGGAUGUGGAGCCGAAUGAGUUUAUUUUGACGAGCGUUUUGAGUUUGUGUUGCACAAUGCAGGCUAUAGAUGUGGGUUUGCAGGUUCAUUCGUUGAGUAUUAAAAUUGGGUAUCAGUUUAAUUUGCCUGUUGCGAAUUCAACUAUGUAUUUGUACUUAAAAGGUGGAUUGUAUAGUGAAGCAAAGAAGUUAUUUUAUGGAUUGGAGAAAGUAAGCUUAGUAACCUGGAACGCGAUGAUUGCAGGCUAUGCCCAGAUGAUGGAUGUUGCAGAAAAUAGUGUUGUAAGAUCUCAAAAUGGAGCUGAGGCACUUGACAUAUUUUUGAGAUUGCAAAGAUCGGGAUUGAAACCUGAUCUUUUCACCAUGUCUAGUGUUUUAACAGUUUGUAGCAAUCUUGUCGCUUUAGAACAAGGAGAACAAAUUCAUGCGCAAACCAUCAAAACCGGUUAUUUAGCAGACGUUGUUGUUGGGACAGCUUUAGUUAACAUGUAUAGUAAAUGUGGUAGCAUCAAGAAGGCAAGUAAAGCUUUUGUUGAGAUGAAUUCGAGAACUUUAAUUUCUUGGACAUCGAUGAUAACAGCUUUUGCUCAACAUGGUCUUGCUCGACAAGCGUUGGAUCUGUUUAAUGAUAUGAGAUUAGCAGGUGAUAGGCCAAAUAAGGUUACAUUUGUUGGCGUUCUUGCAGCCUGUAGUCAUGCGGGAAUGGUGGAUGAGGGUUUACGUUAUUUUGAAAUGAUGAAAAGUGAGUAUAAAAUCACUCCCAUUAUGGAUCAUUAUGGAUGCAUAAUUGAUAUGUUUGUGAGACUAGGUAGGUUAGAAGAUGCUUUUGAUUUUGUGAAGAAGAUGGAAUUUGAGCCAAAUGAGUUUAUUUGGUCUCUGCUAGUUGCAGGCUGCAGAAGUCAUGGGAAUUUAGAGUUGGGGUUUUAUGCUGCUGAACAAUUACUCAGCCUCAACCCAAAAGAUCCCGAGUUGUACAUUAUGCUGUUGAACAUGUAUGUUUCGGCAGGAAAAUGGAAGGAUGUAUCAAGAUUAAGGAAAAUCAUGAAAGAUGAAAAAAUUACAAAACCGAGAGAUUGGAGUUGGAUUAGCAUUAAAGAUAAGGUUUAUUCCUUUAAACAAGAUGAUAAAUCAUGUUAUCAGUGUCAUGAAGUUCAUGGGUUAUUAGGGGAUUUGCUUGAAAAAUCAAGAAAUCUUGGAUUUGAGUGGAAAGAAAACUUAGAUAUACCCGAAAAUGAAGAAAUAGAGGAUAGAGAACCAAGUUUUUCUAGGGCUCAUCACAGUGAAAAGUAUGCUGUGGUGUUUGGUUUAUUGAAGAUACAAAAACCAUCACCCAUUCGUGUCGUUAAGAGUAUGGGUAUGUGCAGUGACUGUCAUAGUUUUAUUAAGUUUGUUUCUGUGUUAACCGAGAGGGAAAUUAUGGUAAGAGACAACAAACGGCUACAUAGAUUUGUUCAUGGGAAGUGUUCAUGUGGGGAUUUUGGUAGUCUUUUGUGAUCCGACUUUUGUGCAUUCUAAAGAAUGUUGAUGCAAUAGGGUCAGUCGGCUAGUGUUUUGUUGUUCAUCAUCUUCAACUUAUAGUUCAGUUGUUAAACCAGAGAUAUGUUGUACCAAAUAUACAGUUAGGAUUUGUAUGUUUAUAUGGUUCAAAUUAAUUGACACUAUUAUUAUUUAAUAAA